CGAAGGCUGCAAGAAUUCGAGGCUCGAUGCCUGCGCUUCGCAUCCCUUCGAAACACUCUACGACAUGGCGUAGCAGCCGGCGCGCCUUGAAGCAAGUCACUGCCCUUAUUACCCGUCUUCGAUGCCAGACGCGCCCACGCCCCGCCGCACGCGGGCCUCCACAGCCGCGACCCCAAAACCCACCAUCCCGCUCAACGCUCGCGGACCCAUCACGGCGCCCCAUCACAGCUGGUUCACGAGUCCAGCGCGGUCGCAUUCGAAUUACGGACAGGGGAAGGAGCUCCCGCUGCAUUUGAUCCAAUUAAUACUCGAAUACCUCGACGAUGCCGGCGACCUCGCGCGUAUCACGCGCACCUCGCGCCUCUUCUACUACAUGGCCCUGCCGCGGCUCUACGAAGAGGUUACGCUGCGCUCUUAUUCCGAAAUACGCUAUGUCGACGGCAGGCCGGAGGGCUACGGCAAUGGGAGCCCCUUCGCCAUGGGGCUCAAUACCCUCGUGUCGCGGACGUUCGCGGAAUACGUGCAGAUGUUCAGGGUGAUCGGCGACUGGCGGGAGCACGACGUGGACGACUACUCCAAGGGCAGGGUGCCGGACAACAGCAUGAUGCUGCAGAUAGCCAUACGCGCGGCCAUGGACCGGAUGAAGAACCUCAGGGCUUUCGCCUGGGAGCUGAACACUAAGCCAUUACAGACCGUCUACGAAGGACUCAUGCACAAGCCGUCGCUGACCUCGCUCACGCUCCGCUGUCCGGCGAGACGAAUACCGCGACCCACGACAGUAAUACCGCCCCUUCCGAACCUCCAAACUCUCAUAGUCUACGACAUAGACCCACUGUGCUAUCCCGACAACAUAUCGCUGCUGCUGCUCGCCUCAAAGAAGCUCGAGAACCUAAAACUGCACUGGAGUCCGCGCAUGCGAGAGAAUGCUGAAGAGUCCGUCAACCUCCUCAACUACUUCGGCCGCUGUCUUACCGCCAAACACACCAUACCCUUAAGACGCAUGGCCUUGUACAACCUAUAUACGCGCAACCAGGGGGAGGGCUUUGAGCACGUCUCGGAUCAUUCCGUGAUAGAAGAAAUCACCAUCAUCAACUGCAUGGGCUCUUCAGACCCGAUGACAGUCUUCCUAGACGACACGUGGAGGGUAAACGCCAAUCACCCUAUACCUCACAACCUAAAGAUGAUGCGAUGCGAUCAGACGGAUAAAGAACACGUUACCAUGCUGGCCAGAUUUCGAGGGCUCGAGCGCCUGUACCUCAUCAGCAGGUCCAGAAGCUCGAAGCCGAGCAGCACAGCGGUUACGCCGAUAACGCCGUCCGCGAGUACUACACCGGCCACGAACGGCAACGGCAGCAGCGCAAACGGCACUCCGGUCACAGAACAUCAGUGCAAGAGCCUCGCAGGUGACUACCUCGCCGUCAUCCAGUCCAACCACCGCACGAUGCGCCACCUCCUCCUCUCGGACCAAUGGCGGCUCAGCGACGACACCGUGUACAAAAUCUGCCAAACCUGUCCGCAUCUCGAACAGCUGGGUUGCGCCUGGGCCGUCCCGCCCCUCGAAUCGCUCCGCCAGAUCAUUGCCCUCCUCCCCAAGCUCUACGCCAUCCGCUUCCUCAUGCGCCCGAACUCGGAACUCGCCGAGAAGUUCGAAAGCAUUGACAUGGAGAUGCACCAGUUCGCGCUGGGCACCGAGCUCUGGCGGCCCGAGUACAAGAAUCUGAGGUACUUUGGCUUUGGAGACAAGUUUGUGUUUCGGCUAGGAGACGUUGUGUAUCCGCCCAAGGGGAAGGAGAAUUUGCCGCCGGGGCAGGAGAAUUCAAUGAUUGCAAGGAGGGUGGGGCCGGUUAGGAGGCUUGAGAGGGUGGGGUGGGAGGCGGUUAGGCAUAUCGAGAUCUGGGGGAUGGACUCUACGGAGUUUGAGGCGCGGUUUCCGUGAUGAGGCUAUGAUGGGAUCUUGGGCUCUGGACGGGAGGCAUUGGUCAAAAGCGGUGUACUUGUGUUUUAUUGUGCGAUAGCGCAUAGGCCGGAGGGAGUUGUGUAUGAUAGGGUGUACAGUGCCCAGAUCUGAAGCAUUCAACGGUUCGUUCGGAGCUAGGUAUCUAGCUAUAUCAG
Molecule: messenger RNA, 2112 nt
Organism: Trematosphaeria pertusa
Lineage: Eukaryota; Fungi; Ascomycota; Dothideomycetes; Pleosporales; Trematosphaeriaceae
Exons: 3
Coding region: 122-1936 (604 amino acids)
Molecular function (GO): protein binding
Source: RefSeq, a predicted model, not a curated record